This is a messenger RNA of Toxotes jaculatrix (banded archerfish), 3270 nucleotides long. RefSeq names its product amyloid beta A4 precursor protein-binding family B member 1-interacting protein-like. NCBI's taxonomy places the organism in Eukaryota, Metazoa, Chordata, Actinopteri, Toxotidae. Gene Ontology annotation, cellular component: plasma membrane; cytosol. Gene Ontology annotation, biological process: signal transduction. The record is from RefSeq and is a predicted model, not a curated record. The coding region runs from base 98 to 1495 and encodes 465 amino acids. The transcript has 13 exons.
CAGGAAGCUCAGCUAAUAUUUGCAGAGGCGGUGAAGGCAUGUGAAAGUAUUCACUUAUAGACUGACCCAUGAGUGUCUUAGCAUUUACACACACUUCAUGAUGCUCCCCUGUAUGAAAGAGACAGACAAGAUGGACGACAUAGAUGCCAUGUUCAGUCAGCUGCUUGGAGAGAUAGAUCAUCUCUCUCAGAGUUUAUCGCCUGAAGGGGACCCACCAGAAGCGGAUCCUGAUUCACACAGAGAGAGAACCUUCUCCGUUGGCUUCACAGACCUGAAUGAGUCUCUUAAUGAACUGGAGGACCAGGACCUGGAUGCCCUGGUGGUUGCUCUGGGAUCAAAGUUGAACCCAGGAGAUCUCUCCACUUAUCAAGAGAACAGCAAUCUCACAGAUAAUCAGAGUCUACCGCCUGCCAUGACUCAGGGAUCUGAGGCAGCAGCUGCCCUUCCUCUAAAACCAGACACUGACACGUCAUCUGGAGUGCUACAGAGGAGUGAACCCCAGACAAAAGCAGACAAAAUUAAAUUGGCUCUGGAGAAGCUGAAGGAAGCCAAAGUGAGGAAGCUGAUAAUAAAGGUGAUGAUGAGUGACGGCAGCUCCAAGACUCUGAUGGUGGAUGAAAGACAGACGGUGCGAGAGGUUUUGGACAAGUUGUUUGAGAAGACUCACUGUGACGGUAGCAUCGACUGGUGUCUGUGUGAGACCAAUCCUGAGCUGCAGAUUGAGAGAGGCUUUGAGGACCAUGAAAGUUUGGUGGAGCUGCUGUCUACGUGGACUCGCCACAGUGAAAACAAAAUCUAUUUUGUGUCAAGACCUCAGAAGUAUGUGAUGUUCAAAGACCCACAGGUAUUUUAUAUGUGGAAGAAGAAGACAGUUUUAAGUGGGAUUAAUGAGCAUGCCAAGCAACUCUUACUUAAGGAGCAUUUUGAGGGUUCGACUCUGAUUGUUCCUGAUCUUGAGGGCACACUCCAUCUAAAGGAAGAUGGGAAGAAGGUCUGGAAACCUCGCUACUUCGUGCUCAGGGCCUCAGGCAUCUACUAUGUGCCCAAAGGAAAGACGAAGUCUUCCACUGAUCUGGCCUGUUUUGUCCAUUUUGAAAAAGUCAACAUCUACACCACCAGCAACUACAAACAGAAAUACAGAGCUCCCUCCAACUUCUGCUUCAUACUGAAGCAUCCCUGCAUCCAGAAAGAGUCUCACUACAUCAAGUUCUUGUGCUGCGACGACGAACACACGCUGUUGCUGUGGGUGAACUCCAUCAGAGUAGCCAAGUAUGGGACUGCAUUGUAUAAGAACUACCGGGAUGCAGUGAAGAGAGUGUCCACUCUGCAUACUCUCCAGUCUGCUGCACACAAAGACAGAUCCAAAAACCAGGUCCGUGGGAUCAGCCCACAGCCGGGUCCGCCUCCACCCAAAAUCACAGAUGUUGAAGAGUAUUCACAGGAGCCACCGCCUGACUUCAUCCCUCCUCCUCCUCCUGGCCACACACACACCUGAGACUCGUCUUCACCUCCUCCUGUGAAUCAGGUUUAACUUCACAUAGGCUGGAUUUAGCCAGUUUAGCUUAUAUUAUAAUAGCAGUGUUACCUGCCUAAGACGCAAAAUAGUGUAUUUUAAAUGUUAUUUAUUCUCAAAUCUGUAACAGUAUUUAUUUCUGUUUUGUUUUGGGCAAAUAUAUUAACAUACACAACAGUAGGUUGCAAAUUCUUACAUCUUUCUCAACAGCUUUACCAAACAAAACAAACCGUUCUGUUCAUUCUUUCAAUGAGCUGUUUAUUACAAAAAGACUGUACAUAAAUUUCAAUGAACACAUCCUAUGUACAAACUGAGAGGAGAAGACAAAUAUCGGAUUCUGUUCCCAUGAACAUUUAAGUUACUGAUCUUUUUUUUUUUUCCACGUUUGAUCAUAAGAAAACACACAUUAAAGAAAGGCGCCUUGACCUGUGAUGCCCUGAAAUGCUAGACGUUAAGUGGUAAACAUUACAAAGUUCUGCACGUCAGUGGUUGUCUCAUGAUUUCUCUAUGAAAAAAGUAUAAAUAAAUCCUUUACAUACAAACUGCUAACGAACCUUCCUCAGCAGCCUCAGACAUAAGAAUAAUAGUUGAAUGCAAAGCUAGAAAUACAUUAGGUAGAAAAAGUUGUUUCCUCACAAAAAAAUUACCUCAUGAUGGAAAAAAUACAAUCAAGAAUGGGAUGUAGUGGCAAAUCAUUCACUGUAAUGAUGCGUAGAUACUUUCAUGCACAGAGGCUGAAUGAAUACUGUUGAUCUGACCGAGUCAUUGUCUUUUCUGGUCUGUGCAGAAACCUGAAAAUGUAACCUCUGUAACCGAACCAGAAACAAAGUUCAUGUCCAAUGCCCGUUAAAUUCCAAAGUACAUGUGAUUAUGUUUGUAUAUCUGACUUGUUAGAAACAUAUAUUCUGAGAUAAGUAUUAGCUUCAAUGAUAUUUGACAGCGAGUAUUACUUGCACCAACAAUCACUUUGAAAGAGCAGGCAUCUUAUUUUGCAAAAGCAGUAGAAAUUGGAAAACAGAAGUCUUCGUAUCAGCGCUGAAUUUAAGCCCUCAGGAUUGCAUUUCAUUCCUUCACUGCAGACAGCAGGUGUCAUUCAUGUGUAGCACAAAGUCUAGACCAAAAAAAAAAAAAAAAACUUAAGUAGCAGAUUCUAGCUGUAGUACAUUACUGCUGAGUCGCCUACAUUCACUACAAUGCAGAAGUGACUGAAGAUCAAAACGACCAGUGUUCACCUUCUGGAACAAAACGCGGAGACUAAAAUCCUUGGUUACAUUUCUAUGUAGAGCAGUAUUGUUUUGAGGUUGUCUGGGUUGGUGAUUAUGGUUAUUGAGCACCAAUAUGAAGCACCACACCAUCAACCACUGAAAGAAAUGACGACAAAUCUAACGGUUAAUCGCUGCUCCUCAGACAGCAACUCGUGUUGUUGCAUUCAGAGCCAAGAAGGAAAAAUCGCAAAGUCCAUCACAGUCGUUGAUAACUAAUCAGUGCAGCUAAUCCAACACAAUGGUAAAACAACAUGAAAAACAUACAGGUUAGUCCUUCCUCUGCUUCACAGUCUGAAGCAGGAAACAUCUCAGAGCUCUGCUACAGUAGCUGGACAGCAUCACCAAAUACAGUGACAAUGAUAUAACUGUGAUUUAACAGAAAAAUAAAUGUUUAUACACGGCCACUUUGCCAAGAUAAAAGUUAAAAUGGCACUGUGAGUGAUGAAUAAAAUUAAUAUUCAAGUAAAAAUAAACACAAAAUGUUUAAAAAAA